UCGAUAAAUAAAUGCCAAAUUUCAGGGCUGCAAAAAGAAGAAUUUGCUGGUCACACAGAAAUACUGCAUGGCAAUUUCGAGAAAUCGGCACAUUGACAAAAUGUUCAAAUUGACUCGGAGCAUUAAAAAGCGAGUGGGAUUGUUGCAGGGCUGCCACAAAACUGAAAAGAAAAUGCAACGUGAAAGUUCAGAAAACUUGAAAAGAAAGCGACAACUGCAGGCUGAAAAUAACAAGGAAUUAGGAUCUGUUUCUCCCUUGCCAUUGGAAAAUAAAAGCAUCAUUUCGGAUUUCGACAUAUUGAGCAUUUACUCGGAUAUAUCCAAACUCAGUGCCAUCGAGGAGCAUUUGAAUCUGUUGUAUCGACCCUUUACCUGCUUUGUGAAAUCGCGAUGCAACUAUAAACUUUACGAAUUGGAAUGUCUAUUAUCCAACACUCGCUAUGAGCCUCACAAGCAUCCGGCGCUUUUCAUCCGUCACUCGAAUCCGUCGAGCAGUUUACGGGUUUACGAUAAUGGGAACAUCUGCAGCCAGGGCUACAGCUAUGAUGGGUCUGCAUUGGGCGCUAAAUGUUUUAUGAACACCAUGGAACAAUUGGGAUACUCUCCGAUGUUUUACCAUCCCAAGUUUAAUGUGGUGAAUGCAACAUUCUGCAUGCCAUUCUGCAUUAAUCUGGAUAACUUUUAUUUGGAGUAUCGUAGAGAUUGCCUAUAUAAUCCAGAAACGCAUCCAUAUCUCAUCUACAAAGUGCCAGAUUCAAGCAUUAAAUUGGCCAUAUUUCCCAUGGGAUAUGUGUACGUAUUGUUGUCCUCCAAUCCAAAAAGUACCCAAAAGGUUAUCGGACACAUUUUACCGCUACUCUAUCGACAUCGGAACUUGGAAUUGAUAACGGAACGGGAACUAAGCAGUGGUGACAUUAAUUUCAAAUUGCUGUGGGAAAAUGAGUUUCAGAAGGCGUACCAGGAUACCCUUAAAUACUAUAUGCCCAAAGAACAACACCAACAACAGCAGCGACAACUUCAACUAAAACUUUAAUUAAAAACUUUUAAUAUAUGAGAGACUAUGCAUAUCCUGUUCAAAUUCUCAUAAAUGUCGAAAUGCUGAAAAAGUUUUGGAAACUUUUGUCGGUGAAAAUAAUGCAAAAAAUUGCUCCAGGCUAAUAAGUAUUAUUCAACAAAAUAUCACAAUUUUUGAAUAGGAUUUUGCCUACAUAUAUUUA
Molecule: messenger RNA, 1217 nt
Organism: Drosophila innubila
Lineage: Eukaryota; Metazoa; Arthropoda; Insecta; Diptera; Drosophilidae
Gene: Trf5
Product: TATA-box-binding protein-like protein 1
Exons: 3
Coding region: 68-1033 (321 amino acids)
Biological process (GO): DNA-templated transcription initiation
Molecular function (GO): DNA binding; RNA polymerase II general transcription initiation factor activity
Source: RefSeq, a predicted model, not a curated record